CUCAUCGACCGUAUUGACACUACUGCCAUCUAGCUAGUUCUCUCCAUCUCUCUUCGCCUUCAAUAAACGCCAUCCGCACCAGCUCUUUACCCACAACAACGCAUUCCAUACCGGAAAAAAAUGACUUCGCCUUCCUUGCAAUUCGUGCCUCAAUGGCUCAAAAAACCGACGACCCCAGGGUUAGAAUCCCCACUGGCCAACUCUGCCUUUGCUUUCGGAAACGGCCCCGCGUCACCCCGACAUCCUCUUGGCUCGAAUAUGGGGAUCGCUCAAGCGGUCGCUCAGAGCGAAAGGGAUGAAUUCUCUCUUCAUCUCCCUCCGAAUCACCUUAGUAACGGGCAGACCAACGGGAAUCAGGGGAAAGCCGGUCGUAGCAAGGGAACUCGUCCGCAACGCUACUCGAAGGAACAGAUGAUGUCCUUGAUCGAUGCGGAGAAAUCCCGUCACUUGCCGAACGAUUUGGUAGAGUGGACAAUCGAACUCGGGAUCAACGGGGCCGGAAGUGCUUUAGGCCAGCAUGGAGCCAAUCACGAGAACGGAGACGGUGCUGGUCAAGGAGAUGACUUGGACGGGCAGAUCGAGGACGAUCGCAGGUCUUAUCCUCAAAAACGAUACGCCGACCGUGAUCGUCAAGGCCGCGGUACUGCCUCUGGUCUCAAUAGCCCCGACAUCUCUAGGGCGACCGGUCGAGCCCUCGGAUUUGGUCGAGGGGAAGGGGGAGGUGCUUUUGGAGGCGGCGACGGUCAUACCAAGGGCAGCAACCGCUUCGGCAUCCUCGAUGGCGAUUCCACCGACUCGCCUGCCAGGGAGAGGAAGGAGAGGAAUCCGUGGAGGGAUGCCGAGACUGGGUUCAGGGACAGGGACAGGCAGGAGCGUUACGAAAAGGCCGAGAGGGAGAAUGGCGGAAUGAGUGCUGGCGGGAGAUACAUCCCCGUCAAUUCUGCUUACGCUAGCCCGGUCAUCGAAAAGGCUGGAUUGGGCGAGAGGAGAGGUGUCAGGGGGGCUUUGCUCAGGAAGGAUACUGCUGAAGCUGACAAAGACGUAUCCACCCCUUCCCGCAACCUCAACUCGACCUCGUCGGCUUGGCGUCCCAGCGUUCGAAACACCCCUUCCAGCGCUACUGCCGGUUUCGAAGGUGUCCUCGGUAGUUUUGGCAGCCCUGUCAGCACUCCCUCGAGGCAAAAGAGCAUGGGUGAAAGCGGAAUUCUCGACCAGCCGACCGGUCAGACUGCCUGGAAGGAAAGGGAACGGACGACCAGUGCGACCGAUGCAGCCGCGGGUAUCCUCCCCGGAUCUGGAGGCGGACCUGGUUGGGGCAAGACAGGAAGGUGGCGUUCUGCCGCGCAGCAGCAGGAAGAUGAGGAUGCUCUGAAGCGUCCAAACAUCGCUCCUCUGGCCGAUAAAUUGGACGACCCGAAGCCAACCGCCUCCACGGCUGUCAUCCCACCGACUACUCCUGUAGCCGAGAGGGACCAUCAACUCGAAGAGCCCUCGACCGCUGACGGCGAGCAGAACGUGUCGGCCAUCACCGACGGCCAACAGGAAAAUCAGGCUCGUCAACCAGAGUCUAGUAAAAAUGAACCGGAAACCUCGACCAUCGAAUGGUUCUACAGGGAUCCAUUUGGUAACGAACAAGGUCCAUUCGGCGCGACCCAGAUGCAGGAGUGGUUCACUGCCAACUACUUCCAGAACGAUCUCCCGCUACGUCGGUCUUUCGAAACGGCGUUCCGUACCUUACAGGUUCUCAAGGAAGAAACUCAGAGCGACGCGCAGCCAUUCUUGACCCGGCCCGCUCCCAAGUUGCCACCCAACCUCCCUAUCCCUGCUCUGGCUUCCACUCAGCCUUCGCCGACGCCCAUCAAUAACAGCAUUCCGAACGAGCCCACUCGACUCGCUCCGCAAAACGACACGCUUCGUCAGAUGUUGGCCGAGCUUCAACAAAAUCAAGGGUCCUCGGACGCUAGGACACUGCAGACACCGUUGCGCAACGGCGUUCUGGGAGCCACUUCUCCCGGCAUCAGCGUCAGUCGUCCGAUCGCCGAGUCCUUUGCACACAGCGCCAGCUAUGCAUCAUCCCCGGUCUCCCAACAUGCCGGUCCAAUCCGAUCGGUCUGGGAUAGUGCUCCUUCUCCUGCUAUCGGGCGACCCUCGAUUCCUACCAGUCCUUUCGCUCCGGAAGUCAUUGCCGGCGUCCAGCACAUGGGGGGUUUCCCUCAGCCUCAAUUUACGCAGCAAAGGUCGAUCUUUGAUGCGCAGCACGCUCAACCGCAAUCGCCAUAUGCGCCAUCCCCUUGGGGCGUUCAGAUGCCUCCGCAGCAGAUGCCUCUUCACAUGCAGCAGCCCGCGUAUCCUUCGAGUCCGUUCGGACAAAUCCCACAACAGCCCUUCGGACAAUUCCCCACCCAGCCCAUGGCUCAGCCUUGGCAAAACGCACAAUUCGCUCAACCUCAGAACAUGGGUUCUCCCGCUCCCAUGAGCGCUCAAGCCGUGCCACAAUUUAUGGCUCAGGAUGCGCCGGCGGCUCCGGAGGAGCCCAUCAGUUCGGUCCAGCAAACUUUCUCCCCUUCGCCCGUUCCAGCUCAACUUGGCGCCGAUCUGGUCAAGUCGCCUGUCCAGCCUAACAAGACCCCUGAGCAGCCUGUUGCACCUGUCGAGGAAGCGCAGAAGCCUGCUGCAUGGGCUGAGAUCGCUCCUGUAGCCGCUGAACCGAUCGCUCCCAAGCAGCAACCGAAGCCGGAGCAGAUUCAAUCGACAUUGCCAUCCGCAGCCCCUAUCCCUUCGAUUGCGCCUGCGACCAAGACCCCCGCCAGCGAGGCCAAAAAGGAAAGCAAACCAGUCGAGGCUGCCUCGGAGCCAGUUGUCCAGGUGGAAUCCCGUGCAUCGACUCCCCCCGUCGCUGCUCCGAGCGUGGCUCCGUGGGCUGCCGAGGACAAGGCCAAGUCUACCAAGUCAAUGUCGCUCAAGGAGAUUCAGGAUGCUGAAGCUCGUGUCGCCGAGAAGAAGAGAUUGGCUGAGGCCAAGGCCAAAGCUGCCCUUGCUGCUUCUCAACCGGUCGCGGAGAGUUCCGAGCCGCUUCAGCAGAUGAGUUUCGGUCUGGCUUCCAGACCCGCUCUCAACACGGCGUCGAGUGCAUCUUCCAACACAUCUGUGCCUGUCUGGGGAGCCGCACCUGUCGUUGGGUCCAAGAAGCAGAUGCCUAAGAGGACGUUACAGCAGAUUCAAGACGAAGAGCGCGCCAAAAAGUUGGCACAGGUCAAGGCCGCUGCUGCUGCUGGAUUCGCCGAGUCUGCCCAGGCCGCCUCGACCAAGCGGGGAUAUGCUGAUCUGGCUGCUACCAGUCCUUCGCCUGCUGCCGCUGGAGGCUGGGCAACUGUGGGCGCUGGCGGUAAGGCAGUUGCUCCCGCUGCUCCGGCAUCGGCCCUCGCCGCUGCCAAACCCAAGCCCGUCGCAGUCGCGAGUAUGGUCACUGGCGCCAUUUCCAACAAGCCUAGUGUUGUCAAGCCCAAGUCCCAGACGUUGAACGAAACCAGCCCCUCGAUCGAAUUUGUGAGGUGGACCAAGGAGCAGCUCAAGGGUCUUACUGGUGCGAACGAUGCUAUUGACUUUCCCCGUCGAGCCGCCUCACAAGGACGAGAUGCUUGAGAUCAUUGCGGAAUCCGUCUAUGCCAACUCGUCGACUUUGGAUGGUAAACGUUUCGCCAACAACUUUUACAUGCGCCGCAAGGAGGACGCUAUCGAUCGGGUCGCGUCGAAUGGGAAGUCAACGG
Filobasidium floriforme is the source of this 3767-nucleotide messenger RNA. RefSeq lists its product as uncharacterized. The coding region runs from base 121 to 3642 and encodes 1173 amino acids. The record is from RefSeq and is a predicted model, not a curated record. Gene Ontology annotation, molecular function: protein binding. NCBI's taxonomy places the organism in Eukaryota, Fungi, Basidiomycota, Tremellomycetes, Filobasidiales, Filobasidiaceae. The transcript is spliced from 9 exons.